This is a messenger RNA of Striga asiatica, 477 nucleotides long. The record is from the annotation of a GenBank genome assembly. NCBI's taxonomy places the organism in Eukaryota, Viridiplantae, Streptophyta, Magnoliopsida, Lamiales, Orobanchaceae.
AUGGUUAUGGGGAAGUGCUUUCUGGCAGUUGCGUUUUUAGCUUUGGUGGUGGGGUUUGUGGGCAGCCGGGAGUUGGGGCAAAAUGGUAAAAUCGUGGAAGGACGGUUGGUUCUCGAUGAGAACCAUUUUGAUAGGCCGGACUGCGUGGGAAAAGGCGGAGGCGGAGGUCACGGCGUGGGGUCGAGUGGUGGAAAGAAGCAUUAUAAUAAGAAGGGGAAAAAGCAUGAAGGUGGAGGAAUCGGAAAAGGUAUUGGCGGUGGUGGUGGAGGAGGAAUUGGGAAAGGAGGUGGCGGUGGCGGCGGAAUCGGAGGUGGUGUUGGUGGAGGAAUAGGGAAAGGAGGUGGAGGCAUUGGUGGUGGAAUUGGUGGAGGAAUAGGGAAAGGCGGUGGAGGCAUUGGUGGUGGAGGUGGAAUUGGUGGAGGGGUCGGUGGUGGCUAUCAUGUCAUGUUUGAUCGGGUUCGAAACCAACAUCCUUAA